Populus nigra (black poplar) is the source of this 1733-nucleotide messenger RNA. Its product is annotated as gibberellin 20-oxidase-like protein. The transcript has 2 exons. Bases 102 to 1064 code for a protein of 320 amino acids. Lineage: Eukaryota; Viridiplantae; Streptophyta; Magnoliopsida; Malpighiales; Salicaceae. Gene Ontology annotation, molecular function: dioxygenase activity. The record is from RefSeq and is a predicted model, not a curated record.
UGUGAAAAUUCCCUUUUAGCUCUGCUCCCUACCUAUAUGUAGCCUACCCUCUAGCCUAGUGCUUCAAGCAACUAAAGAAUCGUAGCCUUUUAUAGUAUAUAAUGGCUGAACUGCAUGUUUCUGUAGAGCUUCCUGUGUUAGAUUUAUCCCAACCUGUGAACCUCUCAUUUUUAUCUUCCCUAUCUCAAGCCUGUCAAGAAUGGGGCUUCUUUUAUGUUACCAAUCAUGGUAUCUCAAGAAACUUGUUCAGCAAAGUUUGCACACUUUCGAAACAUGUCUUUAGCCUCCCCACAGAUUCCAAGCUCAAAGUCGGUCCAUCAUCAUGCUUAAAGACCUACACUCCUCAUUUCAUAGCCUCGCCUUAUUUUGAAAGCCUGAUAGUGUCUGGACCAGAUUUCUUUGCGUCUGCUAAGCGUUCUGCUGAUGAACUCUUUAGUCAACAAAACUCUGAAUUUAGUGAGAUAUUACAGGAAUAUGGAAACAAGAUGAUCGACUUGUCAAAGAGAAUCAUCGAGGUUUUAGUGAUGACUUUGGGAGAUGGUUGUGACAGGAAGUUUUGUGAAUCAGAAUUCAGCAACUGUCAUGGCUAUUUCAGGGUUGUAAACUAUUCACCACCGAAGGAUGUGGAAGAAAGGGAGGUUGAAGGGCUUGGAAUGCACACUGAUAUGAGCUGUAUAACCAUCGUCUAUCAGGAUGAGACUGGUGGGCUGCAAAUGAGAUCCAAGGAAGGAGAAUGGCUGGACAUACCUCCAUGUGAGGAUCUUCUUGUUGUUAACAUUGGAGAUCUGAUGCAGGCUUGGAGUAAUGGAAGGUUAAGAUCAUCCGAACACCGGGUUGUUUUAAAGCGUUUAGUAAAUCGCCUCUCUCUUGCUUUCUUUUGGUGCUUUGAGGAUGAGAAGGUGAUCUUGGCCCCAGAUGAAGUUGUGGAGGAAGGAAACCAGAGGAUUUACAAGUCAUUCGUUUGCUUGGAUUAUCUGAAAUUUAGAGAGAGUAACGAGGAAGGUAAAUUUGAGAAAAUCGGGUACACUGUAAAAGAUUUUGCAGGGCUCACACUUCAAAUGUAGCAAGUCAUUCGUUUGCUUGGAUUAUCUGAAUUUUUUAUGUUGGUAAAUGGCCUGUGAAAUUCUUGAUUCUGUGGGAGCAAAACUAAAGCUGGAUAGGGAACCUGGAUGGGCUCAAGAUGCGAUGGAUUGAGCAGGAAUCGCGUGGUUCGUAGUGUGGAAAAAACAAAGGCAAGCGAAGGAAAAGGAAAGCACAAAAUAAAAUAAUCUGUGAUGUAAUGGAUUGAGCUGUGAGUAUGCAAUGGUGUUGAUAUUCUACUCUUCCUGCAUUGUUUAUCUAGCAUAUCAGCCGGGUGGAUUUUCUGUCGUUUUCUUCUCUUUUCUCGUUUUCCUGCUCUGCUUGAUUGCUCUUGGGACCAAAUGGAGAUCUGGGAAUGAUGAUACUCUACCCUACGCACAGUUCACGCCCACUUUACUCUCAGCAGGUGGUUUACAGCAUUUAGUAAUAUAUAUAAAGUAUAUCUGUGACUGGUCCAUAGCACAUAUCGAUUGUCUUAUCAGGAAAAACUUUGUAGAGUUACGUAAAAGAUUCUUAAAGAUGAUUGCUGAUUGCCACUAAGACAAGUGGUAAGAUCUGGGCAGACCAAAGGAAAUCUUUGAAAAUAAAAUGAGUAAUGAUGGCCAAUUCCAUGAUUUACAAGCCUUCAUAAAUAAUAUUUUUCUUAGAAACUA